AUGAUUGCAGUUGGCGCGGUUGUUAUCACGACGUCACUUCAAGAGCGAGAGGGAGAAUUCGAAAAGAAAAUGAGAAUUAGUUUUAUGAAGUCCACCGCUAUGGCCCCGGAAGCAAAUGCUGUUCAUGGCGUAUCUUUCAAGAAGAGAGCUCCACGAGCUGUCAAGGAGAUCCGUGCUUUCGCCGAACAGGCUAUGGGCACCAAGGACGUCCGCCUCGACCCCCAAUUGAACAAGAAGGUCUGGGAAUCUGGUAUCAAGGGUGUUCCAUUCAGACUCCGUGUCCGCAUUAGCCGUAAGCGUAAUGACGAGGAGGGUGCCAAGGAGAAGCUCUACUCUUACGUCCAGGCUGUCAACGUCAAGGACCCCAAGGGUCUCCAGACCACUGUCAUUGAGGAUGCUUAA
Messenger RNA from Trichophyton benhamiae CBS 112371, 402 nucleotides. RefSeq lists its product as uncharacterized. NCBI's taxonomy places the organism in Eukaryota, Fungi, Ascomycota, Eurotiomycetes, Onygenales, Arthrodermataceae. Gene Ontology annotation, cellular component: ribosome; cytosolic large ribosomal subunit. Bases 1 to 402 code for a protein of 133 amino acids. The record is from RefSeq and is a predicted model, not a curated record. Gene Ontology annotation, molecular function: structural constituent of ribosome. The transcript has 3 exons. Gene Ontology annotation, biological process: cytoplasmic translation.